Messenger RNA from Eremomyces bilateralis CBS 781.70, 990 nucleotides. RefSeq lists its product as uncharacterized. The transcript has a single exon. The coding region runs from base 411 to 836 and encodes 141 amino acids. The record is from RefSeq and is a predicted model, not a curated record. NCBI's taxonomy places the organism in Eukaryota, Fungi, Ascomycota, Dothideomycetes, Eremomycetales, Eremomycetaceae.
CAUGAUGCAAGUGGUGCUGAGGCCUGAGGGUGACAUUGCGGCGUUCUCUUCAAGCCACAACUGAGAGAAUGAUUGGAACACACCGCGAAUAGGUUAACAGGAUGACCCGCGAAAGCUGUGGAAUGCAGUGACCGACUCCCGCGGACAUCUUCUUCCGGACGUUGAGUACAAGCAGACAUGAGACAUCCAGCCAACUUGCAGCAAUACGAGAUGUCGAUAAAUAGGAAGAGCUGGAUGGGGCUUGGCUUGAUGCCACUAAACAACGAGGCGAUGGAAGUGUAUAUGUACAGAGUGCAGGACAUAAAGCAAGCAGUUCUCCCGGAACACUGGCGAUCAAAGGACUCAGGAUUCCCAAGCAACAGCCCCAAGCCAGCCCUUCAUCACACACCACAAUUCCUGCACUCGCCAACAUGCACUUCUCCCUCCUCACCACUCUAACCGCCCUCGUGGCAUCCACCACCGCCCUUCAAACCAUUUAUAUCGGCAACAAGAACGAGAACUGCGGCUCCGGCUCCGUCAAAGGCGGCCGCUACGACAUCUGGUUCUCCGACUCCGACGUCUGCCAGGAUGGUCUCAUCUACGGAUAUCCUCGCUUCAACACAUGGCUGUGCGAGGGCAACUACACCCUGCUGGGUCACGAGGGUAUCUCCUUCACCGGCUGCGAGCCCCCGGAUUAUAUUGGGGAUUACAGCUUCCCGACGGGGGUGAGCGAUGACGGGGUGCCGGCGUUGACGUGUGUACCGCUUGGGGAUGAUGAGGAGUUGAUUUAUUGUCCGAAUACGUGUGGGAUUCCGGACUCGCCGUAUAGCGUCAAGCCAUGGGUCUACUGUUCGUGAUAAGCGGAGUUGGUGAUGGGCUGAUGCCAUGCCGUUUCCAAGAAGGGGAGCCAUGAUGAAUUUGAAGAUUGGAUGCUUGAGGAAUGUGCAUCUGCAGCCAGACGGUGAUAUAAAUUUAAGGACAUACAUUGCCGAACCUCUCUAUUGAAAGAAU